AUGCUUCUCAAGGUUUUUCUCCUGGUCUUCCUGGCCACCCACUACUUGGUAGAGUCAGCGGAUUCCCUUUCCAAUAUUGCCAGCGAAAGUGAACACAAAUCGCUCGAGGAGAAUUUACCUCCGGCGGUUCCCUUCGAAACAUCACACAAACAUCCGGGUGCCGUGGAUUGGGAGGAGGGAUUCCAAACCUCCCACAAAAUAAGCAUAAGGGCCGCCGAUUCUGCUGACUAUUCGAUGAAUCUGCUGCCCACUAAAGAGCGACCCGAAUUGAACCCCGUUUUGAGUGCGCUCAUUAACGAAGAUGUUAUGAAGAGCAUCGAGGCUAAAAGAGCCAUUGAAGAAGAGGAACUGGCCGAGGUUAGGCGUGAAAUUGAGCAGGCCGCCGUGUCGGAGUUGGCCCAAAAGAGGGGUUUUACCACCACCGAGGCACCUGCUCUACUAUUGACUACUUUGCCCACAGUUGGCAAGAAGAUCGAUAACUUGGAUGAGGAUAUCGUCGUGGAUCCUCACGAAGAUUUUAUCAACCAAAAUUUUGCCCUGGAGAGUGCGGGCAGUGAGAACAACAAGAAAUCCCGGAUAGAGAUUAAAAAGGGACCCAAUGGCCAGGACUACGAGUACGAGUAUGUCUAUUACUACGAAGAGGACGAAGAGCCAAGCAAGGUUGAUCCAUCCGCUGAGCCCGAGACGCGCGGCAAGACUAGAUACACCAAUAUCGAGAGGAGCACGACCGCCACUCCGAGUGGAAAUAGCCUCCAGAGUGGCAAGGCCAAGGGAAGGUCCUCUGAUACCUCUGAAGAUAUCGAGGCUGAACGCCUUCCAAUGAUCACCCGUUUUCCCAGUCGUGGCAAGAACAUUGAAGUGCCACCAACACCAGCCCUCGAUUCUUUGGAAAUCGCUGCCGAGCGCAAAAAGAUUAGUGUUAAGCGCCCCAGUUUGGAGUUGGUGGAUAGUGCUACCUUUAACACGGACGAGAAACAGACCAAGGCGGCUCGCAAGGGUGAAAACGAACUGAAACCAGUGAUUGCUAUCGAACAGGAGGAGGCAGCUAGAAAGAAAGUGCAACAGGCCAAGGAGGAGCAAGCAAGGAAAGAGAAGGAGACCGAGUUGUCAGUCGAUCAGGAGGAUUUGGAGCAGACCACGCCGUCGAUGGAGAAGGCCGCUCUAGAUCUCUAUGCCAUAUUGACCAAUGAAAACCUUAACAACGAACAAACCACUGUGAUUCCGGAUACCAUAGGUUCGGAGGGCUUUACCACUUUUGCAACUGAAACUGCCAGUACUGAUGAGGAUGAGGCCGGUGGCCUGACCACUCUGAUUAAUGAGAUUUCAUCGACUACCACCACCACGACGGCCGCCACGACCACCACGACUACAACAACAACGGAACCAACUACAACAACCUCCACCACCACAACAACCACGGCUGCUCCCUCUCUUUUCGGUGGCAGGAGAGCCGGCUUGAGUGGUUUGGGCGGACGUAAUCGCUUUAAGUUAAACAAGGCUGAAGGUGGCAGCACCACCACUAGCACCACUGAGGCACCGGUGGCUACAGAAACCAACAAGACUGGUAGAAAUCGUUUUUCGCGCCCCUCGAUUGGAGGGCGUUCUCGUCCCGGAGCUCGCACCACCGCAGCACCAGAUGCCACUUCUACAGCCGCCCCUGCGGCCGAGGAGGGGGUAGUGGUUGCCAAGGAAGUAAAGCCUGUCAGCACGUCUUUCGCACGAGGCAGACCUCGCAACCGCUUCAACUUGCGCGUCUCAACCACCACUGCGCGACCCAGUGAGGAAUCUCCCGCCGAAGAUGACACCCCCGCCGAAACCCCCUCUACCACGGCAAGAAGCACAUUGAGGGCUCGUCCCGGACUGGCAUUACGUGGACGCAGUCGUACAACCACUACAAAGGCACCCACCAGUGCAGAGGGUGCCGAGCCGGUAGAGAGCAGCCCCACCGCUAGUUCGGAGGACGCCAAGUCCGGUUCAACCUCGCCUUCUACCGGGGAACCAGUGCGUCCGUCCCGCUUUAACCUUCACCGCGCCGGUGGCAACCGCCUGCUGCCCCGCGGAAAAUUGGGAAGAUCGGGAGUCAGCACGGAAGCGCCCAAGGAAACGCCAGCUGCCGAGGAUUCCGCCGCCGAGAGCAGCAGCCAUCUGAACGACGUCAAAGAGGAGCAGACGGCCGGUGGCGAGCCAAGCGAAAAGGCGAACGAGGCAGGUGAUUCUACCGCCGAGGCUCCAGCGGCUCCUGUUUCCGGGUUAAAUCGUCUUAGAACCCGACCACGUCUCAACGCCCUAACGCAUAAGACUGAUGCGGUUAAGCCCAAGGCAUCCGCAGCCCCCGCCCCCGCGCCAAGGAAGAUUAAUCCCUUGUUGGCUAAGCGACGACUCCAACUGGGAGCCACUUCCACCACAGAGUCCCCCGCUGAGGAGGAGCAUUUAUCGCCGGACUCCUCCGCGGAGCAGGCCGACAAGGAGGAGUCGCCCGCCGGAGGAAGCAGCGAGGCGGGCGCAGAAGGCGCCGGAAAGCCGGAGCAUGAAACCACGGAAGCGACGGAGGCAACAACUAAGCAGCAGGCCCGUGGCCUGGGACUUUUGGGACAGCGUCGUCGUCUGCCGCUCCGCAAGCCCGGAACGAUCCUGUAAAGCAACAAAUUGCCAUCUACCCGUUUGAAUCCUGUAAUGAUUACUUGCCCAGAUUUACUGCAGCAUACUCCUAGAAUUGGGCUGGGUGGCCCACACAAGCGAUAAUAACAUUUAACAAUUGUUUGAUAUAUGUACUUUUUUUAAGUUUUCUACUCCUCGUACUUUACCUUCCAAAAACUCGUUAGCUUUGUACACAUAUGCCUUUAAUUAAAAUACUGAUAGAUGCGGAUAUUCUAUGUAAGUAAGAGUAACCCUUACGUCAUUAGAAAAAGUCACCAAAAGGAAAAACAUGGAGCGACCCCAGGAACGAGGAGAUCUAAGCCACUCGUAGACCACUAAGCACCAAGUACCCGAAAAAUAAAAAAACUAUGAUAUGAUUGCCCUCAACCUUACGAAUGUGUAAAACCUAACCUUAUCCCCUCCUUUCCCUAUUAUCCAA
This is a messenger RNA of Drosophila teissieri, 3076 nucleotides long. RefSeq names its product mucin-5AC. The transcript is spliced from 5 exons. Bases 1 to 2637 code for a protein of 878 amino acids. The record is from RefSeq and is a predicted model, not a curated record. Lineage: Eukaryota; Metazoa; Arthropoda; Insecta; Diptera; Drosophilidae.